Molecule: messenger RNA, 4165 nt
Organism: Phodopus roborovskii (desert hamster)
Lineage: Eukaryota; Metazoa; Chordata; Mammalia; Rodentia; Cricetidae
Gene: G3bp2
Product: G3BP stress granule assembly factor 2
Exons: 12
Coding region: 195-1640 (481 amino acids)
Cellular component (GO): cytosol; ribonucleoprotein complex
Molecular function (GO): mRNA binding
Source: RefSeq, a predicted model, not a curated record
GUCACCCACGUGGUCGCAGCCCAGCCCAGUCGGCUCGCGAGGAUCUGAUUAGGCUGCGCGCUUCGGCUGCUAGGUGUUUUGUCGCCGAGCGGGACCGACUGCGAGCUGUCAAAUCUGAGGGCUCGUUUUGUUGAGUCGAAAGUGAAAUUUUCCUUUGGCCGACGUGACAGCAUUUCACAUUGGGCAGCAAAGAAAUGGUGAUGGAGAAACCCAGUCCGCUGCUUGUGGGGCGGGAGUUCGUGAGGCAAUACUAUACUUUGCUGAAUAAAGCUCCUGAGUAUUUACACAGGUUUUAUGGCAGGAAUUCCUCCUAUGUCCAUGGCGGAGUGGAUGCCAGUGGAAAGCCCCAGGAAGCAGUUUAUGGCCAAAAUGAUAUACACCACAAAGUGUUAUCUCUGAACUUCAGUGAAUGUCAUACGAAGAUUCGUCAUGUGGAUGCUCACGCAACCUUGAGCGAUGGCGUAGUUGUGCAGGUUAUGGGCUUGCUGUCUAACAGUGGGCAGCCCGAGAGGAAGUUCAUGCAGACCUUUGUUCUGGCUCCAGAAGGAUCUGUUCCCAAUAAAUUUUACGUUCACAAUGAUAUGUUUCGUUAUGAAGAUGAAGUAUUUGAUUCUGAACCGGAACUUGAUGAAGAAUCGGAGGAUGAAGUGGAAGAGGAACAAGAAGAAAGGCAGCCAUCUCCUGAACCUGCUCAAGAGAAUGCUAACAACGCUUACUAUGACUCUAUUCCUGUGACUAAUGGCAUAGAGGAACCUUUAGAAGACCCCUCUCAUGAACCUGAGCCUGAGCCGGAGUCUGAAGUAAAGGCAGAAGAGCUGAAACCACAGUUGGAGGAGAAGAACUUGGAAGAGCUAGAGGAGAAGUCUGCUAGCCCACCUCCCUCUGAGCCUGCUUCUCUCCCUCCAGAACCACCCAAGGCUUUCUCCUGGGCUUCAGUGACCAGUAAAAACCUGCCUCCUAGUGGUACUGUUUCUUCCUCUGGAAUUCCACCCCAUGUUAAAGCACCAGUCUCACAGCCAAGGGUUGACGCUAAACCAGAAGUUCAAUCUCAACCACCAAGGGUGCGUGAACAACGACCUCGAGAACGACCUGGUUUCCCUCCUCGAGGACCAAGACCAGGCAGAGGAGACAUGGAACAGAAUGACUCUGAUAACCGGAGAAUAAUUCGCUAUCCGGAUAGUCAUCAACUUUUUGUUGGCAACUUGCCUCAUGAUAUUGAUGAAAAUGAGCUGAAAGAAUUUUUUAUGAGUUUCGGAAACGUUGUGGAACUUCGCAUCAAUACCAAGGGUGUUGGGGGAAAACUUCCAAAUUUUGGUUUUGUGGUUUUUGAUGACCCUGAACCAGUUCAGAGAAUCUUAAUUGCAAAACCAAUUAUGUUUCGGGGAGAAGUGCGCUUAAAUGUAGAAGAGAAGAAAACAAGAGCUGCCAGAGAGCGGGAAACCAGAGGUGGCGGUGACGACCGCAGGGAUAUCAGGCGCAGUGAUCGAGGUCCUGGCGGUCCACGUGGAAUUGUGGGUGGUGGAAUGAUGCGUGAUCGUGAUGGAAGAGGACCACCUCCACGAGGGGGCAUGGCUCAGAAACUUGGUUCUGGAAGAGGAACCGGGCAGAUGGAAGGCCGCUUCACCGGACAGCGUCGUUGAAGUUCCACUGUUCGCAAAGAUUUUUGGCAGUGGUACCUACCUAACUCAUCGUGUUUGCAUUCUUGUUAAGUUUUUUUGGCUUUGGAAUGUGACACAGCCUUUUUGAUCAUUUCUUUGAUGUGAAAAGCAUCUUUUGGUUAUCAGUUAAAUUGAAGUGGACUUUAUUCCCCCAAUUUCACAACAGGAUUCAUAGUUAAUUUAUAAAACUAGACUUGGAGAAUUAAGGACUGAGAAAUGACCGUAUCUUAAGCUCUCCACAACAAAAUGAACUUAAAAGAACAUGCCCACUGAAUUCAGGUCAUUUGAGCUAAAAAAAAAAAAAAUCUUCUGCUGCACAUUUUGUUUUAAGUGUUAACUGUUUCUGCUAUUAAUGUUGGAAACACCAAUAGUGCAAUUUGUGCAAUUGGAGAAUCUUGCCUUUUUUUUUCUUGGCUUCCCCCCAAUACAAACCAACAUUUCAUCAAAAUGCACUAUCCGGGUACUCUGAAGUCAUUAACAUCUGCACCAGGAGGCAACAGGGAAAAAACAAACAAAACUUUCAUCUUUUCCAGUAGAGAAUAGUUUGGGAAAUGAUGAGGGCAUUUUAUCUGCUUGCUGUGACCAGCGUGUGCAUACACAUACCUUAACAAGACUGCAAAUAUUCCAGAAGGAAAUCAUUUAGUUAUGAACGGAAUAACAAAAAUGAGAACCUCCAAUGCCCUGGUCUUAAAUGCUAGGCCAGAUUUAGUGGCUCCGUAUUUAGGAGUUUCAAACCUGCCCUCUUGAGUACAGGGAUGGCUGGCUGCUCAACACACUCCUCCUUCCCCUUUCCUUUCUUUAAGCUAUGGACAGUGAGAACCGUUUCCUGUAUUUUUGUUCUCUGGUAAUGUAAUGAGCAUGAUGGUGCCUUCUACAACACAUCAUUCCAGUCUUUGCUGGUGAUCCUGUGCAGUGUAGUUAUGAAUUGCUGUGCUGCGAAGCCAAACAGCCGCAAAAUGUUGGAGAAAAUCAUUGAUGUAUAAAAAUUGCAGUAUCUUUAAGAUUAGUAAAAUGGAUGCUUAUUUAUCUUGUUUUCUUCAGUUAACAUCUAUGAUCUAUAUGGGAGGAAGUCAGAUGUUUAAGUCUAGACUUUUAGCUCCAGUGUGAAUGAUGUUAUCACAUUAAUACUUGGAAAAAUCAAAUAACUUAAUGUUUGGAAAAAUAAAAUAGCUUGAUGUACAUUUUAGUCACAUUUUAAAAGCAGUCAAAUUCCCAAAAAUGGCAAGUUGAGGAUACUGCAAUUUUCAGAGGAAAGAAUGGCAGCUCUUAAUUGGGGAGGCAGGGAACUGUCAUUCAUUUUGCACAAUUCUUGAACUGAUGUCAGCACCCGAAUGGCUCCUGAAUUUAAGUCUGGGACGACAUCUCAUUAUUUUUACAUGAAUCUUUAAGCAAUUCUGUGAGCAAAGUUUCUAGCUGCUGGAUUAUUGUCUGUCUUUAUAACAGGUUCCAGUAAACCACAAAAUGGCAAAGGUUAUUUGGCUCUAUGGUUGGAACAAUCAGUGUAUACCAUAUCAGAUUUCUGAUGUUUCAAGCAAGAAGCGGAGUAAAUAAGUGUGACCACUUAAAGCUGCUUGUUAGUUAACAUGGAAGACUUCUCCAUUCCACCUUAAGGAAAGCAAAAUACACACUUGACAUGAUAGCAAAUUGGUUCUUAACUAUUGGGACAUUUUGCUAAGUUAACUAUUUUUUUGUCAGCUGGGCAAUAUGGGUAAAAUUUAUUGUCUCCCCCUUUGAAUGAGGUCUUCCAUGUUUGAGAAUGUCUUGCACUAUUGCAUAUAUUUUGUGAACACAGAUUUUUGUAGUUUCCAUUUUGGAAGGCUAAGGUUUUGUUUGUUUGAAACAGUUUUACACUUAUGUACAGUACUUGAAGUUCAUACUAGAGUUUAGAAGCUUUUAUCCAAACUACUUUGAAAUAAGUGGCUUUAUUGUCAGAGGUUUCCCACAAGUAUACUUUUUCUUUUAUUAUUCCUCUUCCUGUGUGUAUGUGUAUGCAAAUACACAUAGAAGCACGUGGACAAAACAUUUUCAAUCCAAGAUAUUGCCCUGUAACCCAUAUAAACUGUUCUGGCAACAAGAGAUGAUGUUAAGUGUAAUAUAAAAUUGGAGCUAAGAGCCAUUCAGCUUCAGUCUUUACAUACCACAAAUGAAACAUCACAUGGAGAAGUUUACAUGGUGACUAAUUCACCCGCAGUACUGUGGACUUUUAACAUUUUGUCCCUUUUCAGUGAAAAACUAAAAAAUUACUCAUCUACCAUUACUGUUAUUUGCUGAUUUUUAUUUUUGAUGGUAAUAUUCUAUCCUUAUGACACUAUUGCAACCAAAUUGGCUUUACCAUCUUGGCUUUAGUAGGUAUAGAAAACAACGGAUUACCAUCUUUAUUUUGUAAUGUGUUAAGCAUUAUAUGCUGGUAGAAUCUAGUUUAAUUGUUUCAGGUGGAAAGUAUUCUCUUUGAGUUUCCAUUUUAAAUGUGUUUGGACUAAAACAAUAAACUACUGAUGUCUGCAGCA